Molecule: messenger RNA, 2280 nt
Organism: Paramecium tetraurelia
Lineage: Eukaryota; Ciliophora; Oligohymenophorea; Peniculida; Parameciidae
Exons: 7
Source: RefSeq, a predicted model, not a curated record
AUGGACACAAGGUAAUUUGAAGCUAUUCCAGUUUAACAAAGGAAUACAGUGAAAUAAUAGGAAGACCUUUACAUAUCAUUGCCAGAUUUAUAUAUUAGAAAAUAUGUUCUAUCGGAAAAAUUAUUUGCAUUGAAGAAACCAUAUAUUCCAAAAGUGAAUAUGCACGAUCACACAAAUUAAGAGAUUUUGAGAGUGCCAAAGAUUUGGUAAUAAGUAAUGAAUGAUGUACAAUUAAAGGCGCUUGAUUUUCAAGAGCGAAAGAAAUGGAAAAUAGCUGUGAAUUAUUAAUUGGCGUAGGAAGCAAAGGCUACUCACUAAAUGUUACAGAAAGAAAGGGAAGAAAUAGAGUAAUUUGGAAUUUGUAUUUCGUAUUCCUUGUGUCAGAUGGUAUAGAAAGCAUUCAAUUAAAUGGGUAAGAAUUAAAGUAUAGGAUUAGAUAUUGAAGAACAAAAUCAAAAGCCAAUAUAGAAGUACUUGAGAACGAUGAAGAACGAAAAUCAAGAAUUAGAUGAGCAGAGAUAUUAAGAUGCACUUUAAAAAGUGAAGAGAUACUUGUCAACCAAUAGAGAUGUCUAUGUGUCGUUAGAAUCCUUGUUUCCAGAUAUGUAAUAAACUUAUUCAGAAUCAAAUACUCAUGAUAUUCAUUCUAGUGAUAGGAGAAAGAUUAAGCAGACAGUUGAAUUCGAUUUCAAAAAGAAAUAUGAAAAUCUAUAAGAGGCCUUGUAAUUAUUUGUGAAUAAGGACAUUCCAUUAAAGGAAUCUUUUGAGAAGAGUGUGAUGAGUAUAGAGAGUUUUCCUAACACUUUGGAAAUGAUCUAUAAAUACAAAGCAAAACCAUAUUAUCAAGAACCUUGUUUGGAUCCAGAAUAUGAGGAAUUGUUAUUCAGGAUUGGAUGUACUCCAGAAUAAGUGUUAAAUGAUGGAGAAAAGUUGAUGAAGAAGAUGAAGAUCUUCUAAAAUAAUUAGGCUGUCGAAUAACAAUUACCUCCUUAAUUAGAACUUAAAGAUCUGUUUCGAUACAGGUUCAAUUAUAUCGAAAGAGAUUGUCAUUUUAUUUAACAGAGUGGAAAAUUUGUACCUUUAGAUGCAGAAAGAUUUAAUUCACAUGCUCAGUAGAUAACAAAAUCAAAUGAGUUAGUUAAACAAUAUUUCAUAUAUUAUUAUUAGAAAUUCUAAGGGGAUUUUAACUAAAUUAGUUAAGCACUUUCAUCAAACACUGUCACAGCCAAUCUAUAUUUGUACACUCCCAAUUUCUGUGCUGAUCUCUAUGCAUGGUUGAUCUUUACUAAGAGUAUUCCAUCAAACUCUAAAUUUAUUUUGCCUCAACAAUAUUAGAAGAAAUGCGAAUCAAUUAAAUACAUAAAGAAGCCCUAAUAACCAUAAACUUAAUAUACUAAUAUACUCAAUGAUUACGAAUCGCUUAUUUAGAAGAAACUACCCACCAAAAUACAACACUUAAAACCUCUUCCUUAGCAUCCAAUCAAAUAAUAUACAAAAUCUGUUUUCAAGGAAUUACAACAAAAAAUCAAGUUUGAUGAUCCAAUCUAAGUUAAGACUUCAGGAUAAGCUGACUAUUCAAUGGUUGAAAGACUCUCAUUUUCUAAUUUGAAAGAUUUGGUCAAAUCAGUAAACAAUUCCAAAGGACAUAUUGAAAAAAGAUAUAAGAACAUUUACGAUAUUGCAAGAUAAGAUUGUUAUCCUAUAGAAUAAAUUAAAAAAGAAAUUCGGAAAAACUUCAAGUAAUAAAUGGCAAGCUCAAGAAUAUUCCCUGUUUAAUAGAAUAAUUACAAUAAAGCAACUAUUAGUCAAUUCUAACAAAAACCACCAACCAUUGAGAAUUUUAACAGUGCAUAAACUAUUUUGGCACAAUAAUAAGUGAUGACUACUUAAAUCUAACAACCAUUGUAGCAACCAUAGUAACAACCAUUGUAACAAACAUCAUAACAACCAUUGUAACAGGCUCCUUAAGCUGCCCAACCUCCACCAGCUGCUUAACCAUAUACACCAUCCGCUUCAUCAAGACCACGUAAAACUAAACUAGACACCCCUGCUCAAACUCCUUAAUAACCUCCUCCACCAGUUGUUUAAUAACCAACAUCUGCAAAGAAGACCAACAGAAAAAAGGAUGAUUCAGUAGCCCAAUCUACUUAAGCACCUACCCCUGCCAAUGUUGAAACAUAGGAUCCACCUAAAUAAUCCAAGAGAACCAAAAAGUAAACCAAAGCCAAUGAUAAAAAUAAGCAAUAACAACCAGAAGAUCGUAAAGACGACAGUGUUUGA